AUGGAGAUCGGCGGCCUGCACCGGGAGCGAUGCGAGGGGGAUGAACACUGGAGACUUCUGGAUAAUCUGAAAACCACGGUGGAAGGGCUGGUCUCUGGAAACAGCCGCAAUGUGUGGUCUAAGUAUGGAGGUCUGCAGAGGCUUUGUCGAGAUAUGAGCAGUAUUCUACAGCAUGGCCUCCUCUGUGAUCAGGUCUAUAAGCAGCAUGACUACUGGGACUUUGUGAAGAGCAGUCAGCGAUUGUACCCUGGAUCUUUACCGCAGGUGGAGCAGUUCUUGCGCUUCUGUGAGACCAGUCAGAGGAACAGUGACGGCUCCAGUGAGGAUAAUGGAAAGUUGUGGUUACAGCACAGUCUCCAAUUCCACAGCCUCUCAGCUCAGCUCAAGGCCCUGCUUGGGAACAGACAGUACACCCAGAAAUUCUAUUCAGAUACUGCCUUCCUGUUGAGUGACCGAUAUGUAACAGCCAUGUUCCAGUGCUUGGAGGCAGUGGAGCAGAAUAACCCCAGGUUAUUGGCCCAAAUAGACACAUCUGUGCUUGCUGGCAAGAGAGAGUUCACAGUUUCUGGAAAGAGUUUAAGUCUGAGUGCUCUACCUGUUACACCAUUCAUCCCCUAUACAGGGAGUCCAAACCAUUCCAUGUAUAACAGCCUGCAAGUUCCAGCCACUCUACCCAGCAAUGGUAUGAAAUAUGAGGACUUGUGUUCCAGCUUGGUUGAUCAGCAAAAUAAUGUUUAUAAAGUGAGUGUAUCUUUGCCUGCAAAUGAGUCCAAUCCUGCCAUCCAUGACUUGUCACCUCGUGAACCCUUUUCUCCUGUUAGUGAAAUGAGUAUUAGUACUUUAACCAGCCAAAGUGAAGAGACUCUUAGCCCUGAGGACCCACCAAGUGAGGCCGAUGAUGGUCCUGAAUACCUGGCUAUUGGAAACAUGAGCCGCCGGGCUUCAACCCAAAGAGCAACAGCUCAAAUCUCUUCACUGGUUCUCAGCCGCCAUACACGCCUGUUCAGACGACACCAGUUAUCCCCAGCCUGUCUCUGCUGUCUGUCCCACGCCGCUCCAGCUUUUCAGAGGGGCAGAUCGGUAACUUGUCAAAGCAUGUCAAAAAGAGUCACAUGCGCUCACAUUCUGACACCAACGUGACUAUUGGGAAAAAUCAA
Staurois parvus is the source of this 1157-nucleotide messenger RNA. The record is from the annotation of a GenBank genome assembly. Lineage: Eukaryota; Metazoa; Chordata; Amphibia; Anura; Ranidae.